UUAGUGAUAAAAUCCCAAUGGAAAAAGUUAGUGGCGGCUGUGGAGUGGUUGGAGCUUUAACCAGUUUUACCAGUUCGGAGUUGAGACCGCUGUUCGUAUGUCGAUGGCUAAGAAACCUGUCAAAUACUCGGUGGUGGACGCGUUUGCUGAGUCAGCGUUCAAGGGGAAUCCUGCAGCUGUGUGUUUCUUAGAGGAAGAUAGGGACCAUCACUGGUUGCAAUCUGUUGCCGCCGAGUUCAAUAUCUCCGAAACCUGUUACUUAACUCGCAUUGCUGAGUCUGAUGACAACCUUAACUCGCUCCAUGGAAACUCUAAUCCCCGUUUUCAUCUCAGAUGGUUUACUCCUGUUACUGAGGUGAAACUUUGUGGCCAUGCCACAUUAGCUGCUGCACACACUCUAUUUUCAUCUGAUUUGAUGGAUGCCAAUAUUAUUGAGUUUGUGACACUAUCUGGAGUAUUAACUGCCAAAAAAAUCCCGGCUAUCAAUAUCACUGGUGCCUCAAACUUGCAAAAUGGUAAAGAUGAGGAUGGAUUUUAUAUUGAAUUGGAUUUUCCUGCUGACCCUAUUACAGAGGUCAACUUUGAUGAGACUUCACUAAUUUCUGGGGCUUUGAACGGUGCUUCCAUAAUUGAUAUAAAGAAGUCACAAAUUGGAGAUGACUUACUUGUUGAAGUCACAUCUGGAAAAAUUGUAACAGAAGUACAGCCACAACUUGAUGCAAUAGUUAAAUGUCCUGGAAGGGGGAUAAUUGUUUCAGGGAUUGCUCCUCCUGGAUCGGGAUUUGACUUCUACAGUCGAUUCUUCUGCCCGAAAUUUGGAAUCAAUGAGGAUCCUGUUUGUGGGAGUGCACAUUGUGCCUUAGCAACCUACUGGAGCAAGAAGCUGGGGAAGUGUGAUUUCAAUGCUUAUCAGGCAUCACCAAGAGGGGGAGUUCUGAAUAUUCAUCUUGAUGAGAGGAACCAAAGAGUGCUUUUGCGUGGGAAGGCUGUUACGGUGAUGGAAGGGUGUCUUCUGGUCUAGUCAUGUUCCUACCGUUGCAGAAUAUGUUGUAAUUGGAGUACUGAACUGUUAUGAUGCUUUAUCAAAAAAAAUAAAAAUCUCAGCUUUCUGUAUUUGAUACAUAUAAACCUGGGUGUGCAGUCCGUAUAAUAGUCACAUUUGUUGAGUUGAAUAAAUUGGUCUGGUUAUCACUUUUGAUAGCAGAUCCUCUACCCCAAAUCCCACCCAAAAAAAAUAAAAUACUUAUUAUUUUCAAAUGGUAAGCAAUUGUUAAUUUAAUUUACAGUUUAUUGUUCAUAUGUAUGUAUUUUAGCAUAAUAUCAAUUUGUUAAUUUUCUUAUCAGCUGGUGAGAUUUUUUAUUUCCCUCAAAAGUUGAGAGGUUGAGCCAAAUCCCUUCUCUUUUAUGGUUGCAUUAUUGGACAUUUAUUUUGAAAUACUGAAGGAGCAUGCGGUUUGAGAGUCUCAUUUAGUGAUUAGAUUCGAUUAUGAGUGGCAAAAGAUUAGAGCAUUCAAUUUAACUACAUCCAUGCGAGGUUAAUGUGUGUGUGGACUGUUUUGCAAAAUUUUAAGAGAUUCUGUGUAAGACAUAAGUCUACAACAGAUCAUUCAAGGGAAAUAGAAAGAAGAACAUGUAAAGCUAUAUUUUUAUAUGCUUUGUAGGUGGAUGCACAACUAGAAGAAUUUCAUUAGUGGUGAAAGUAUGUACCUGCGGAGGAACAAUGGGGUGAUCCAUUAGAGUAUGUUGCAGGAUACAAUUGAGAAUGCUGAGAGAAUUCGGAGCUACUUGCAGAUCUCUUAGGAGAAUAGGAUGUAGAUUGUUAAAUUUUGUGUAACUUAUUUGUUGCUUUGGAACUUUUUGCACUCCUUAUUUAUUAUAAAAAAAAGAAGAAGCAUGCUUCUAUAUAUGUCAUAAUGACAUAAAAUCAAGUAUUUAUGACAUAAAUAAAUGGGGAGAUAAUUCAUCCUCUACAUAUAAGAAGCACCUUAUUCCCUUGUAUCCUCAAUGGUCUCCUGCAUUCUAUACUCUAAUGGACCACCCCAAAAUUCCUCCGCAGGUACAUACUUUCACCACUUAUGAACUUAUUCUGAUUGUGUAUACGGUGACAAAGCUUCUAAAAAAAACAGCUUCACACAUGUUUUUCUUUCUAUUUACCUUGAAUUAUUCGGUUGCAGACUUAUGCCUUUGAAGCAAACUGCCCCAAGUGUCAAAAGAAGGUGAAGAAAUUGCUAUCAAGACUGGAUGGUGUUUCCACCAUCAAGGUUGAAGUAGAUGAAGGAAGAGUGACAGUGAAGAGUACAUUCAAUUCUAAUAGGCUUUCUUCGAUCAUUAGAGAAACCAUUAAAGAACAGGGAUAUUCAUGUGAAGCCCGGAUACCACAACCAAAUGACCAAGAGAAUAAUAGCCACAUGCCAAUUGCUGCUGGUAUUGGUAUUGGUCAGAAUGUAACGAGCCCUAAUCUUAUAGUACGGGUUGGGCUAAGGGACAAGGAAGAAACUAGUACAGCCCACUAAGCUCUUUGACUAUAAACUGGGCUGAGGAUAUUUUAAUUCAAUUAAGUCCUAAUAGUAAUGUUUGUAAUUUCUGCCAUUAAAGGCCCAUUAGGUGCCAUAUUGUAAUUUCUGCUGUUAAAGGCCCAUUAGGUGCCAUAUCCUAGGGUGUAAUUGAUAUAGUCACGUUGAAGCAAUG
Messenger RNA from Gastrolobium bilobum, 2688 nucleotides. RefSeq lists its product as uncharacterized. Gene Ontology annotation, molecular function: isomerase activity. Lineage: Eukaryota; Viridiplantae; Streptophyta; Magnoliopsida; Fabales; Fabaceae. The record is from RefSeq and is a predicted model, not a curated record. Gene Ontology annotation, biological process: biosynthetic process. The transcript is spliced from 7 exons. The coding region runs from base 98 to 1021 and encodes 307 amino acids. Gene Ontology annotation, cellular component: cytoplasm.